AUGUCGCUUCGCUCGUUCGCGAUGUUCGUGCUGGCGGCGUCUCUCUGCGUCGUCCCCUGCACGCGUGCCAAAGUGUUCGCACGAUGCGAGCUCGCGAAGGCCCUGCGCGACAUGGGAGUGGAGACAGCCAGCCUGGGCGACUGGGUGUGUUUGGCUGAGGCCGAGAGCAGCCGGAACACGAAAAAAACACACGUCAACUCCAACGACUCCACCGACUACGGCAUCUUCCAGAUCAACAGCAACUGGUGGUGCGACAACGGCACCAAUGGGCACAACGCGUGCCAAGUCAAGUGCUCCGAGCUCCUUGGAGACAACAUCACGAAGUCCGUCGCCUGCGCCAAGUUGAUUCUCAAGCAGCAGGGACUGAAUGCCUGCAUCGGCAGCUUCGCCAGCAUCAUCCACAUCGGCAUCAUCCUCAUCGUCAUCAGCGGAAUCAUAAUCAUCAGCGUCGUCAUCAUCGGCGUUAUCAGCCAAAUCAUUGUCGGCAUAAUUAUCAGCGUCAUCAUCUGCAUGAUCAUCAGAAGCGUCAAGGUGGCACGGUGGUUCAUGUGCUACCUUAAGACCACAAACGAGUUAAGUUAA
Molecule: messenger RNA, 582 nt
Organism: Callorhinchus milii (elephant shark)
Lineage: Eukaryota; Metazoa; Chordata; Chondrichthyes; Chimaeriformes; Callorhinchidae
Product: lysozyme C-1/C-2-like
Exons: 4
Coding region: 1-582 (193 amino acids)
Molecular function (GO): lysozyme activity
Source: RefSeq, a predicted model, not a curated record